AUACUACGCUACUGACAUUGUUGACAGAGCCGAAAUAGUAGACUUAACAUCCGGUCUGCCACUCGCGAAUUCUACGGCAGCGGCUUUGAUAUAUAAUUUAUUUUUGCAAUAUUGGCCUCAGGCUUCUUUACUCCCCAUCAGAGCUGACAGGACUUUGCUAACAUGCUAGAAGAUUAUAUAUUUACAGAGCGGUGUUAGAACCAGAGGUAAAUGGUUCAUUAGGCUAAGCCAAUAUAUUUUAAGAUUCCUACUCAAAGGCCUUGUUGCUUGUCUGAGAGUGCAGCAAUCUGAUUGGUUGGCGUGUCGAACCUUAAGGAUGAUGUAAUGUUGUCCUCGUUUAUACUUGGGGUUCACACGUUCACAGCAACAACAUUUACAUUCUGUGCUCUAUCUCAGACCCGAUUGGCAACAACCUCAGACGCAAUAUAUUGGUCAGCCUUAAACGGGAACACCAUUACCACCAGUCAUGGCGCUUCGAACUCUCUCCGCAGCUAAUGCUGCAGCCUUGGAUAAAGAGCUGAUGAGCACUGGAGCUUAUUCCCUCGACCAAUUGAUGGAGCUAGCGGGACUAUCUGUAUCCCAAGCUGUUUAUAAACUUCUACCCCUGAACAAGGGUACAAGAGUCCUCGUGGCUUGCGGUCCAGGAAAUAAUGGUGGCGAUGGCCUCGUAGCAGCACGACAUCUCCACCACUACGGCUACCAACCAGCUAUUUACUACCCGAAACAAAAUAAAAACGAGCUAUACCAGCGUCUGACAACGCAACUCCACGCACUCAAAGUUCCCUUCGUCACCUCCCUCCCUAACCCGCUAACAACGUCAACCUACGACCUCAUCCUCGACUGCAUCUUCGGUUUUUCCUUCAGUGGCUCCAUCCGCGAGCCGUUCCCGUCAGUCAUUGCUGCCCUCGCUUCGACCACCGUUCCUGUUCUUGCCGUCGAUGCACCCUCAAGCUGGGAUAUUGAGCAUGGCCCGCCUAGCGAGGGACCGGGAAAGGAUUAUCACCCCGGGGCGCUGAUUAGUCUGACGGCGCCGAAGCCGCUGGUAGAGAAGUUUAGGGGAAGACACUUUGUAGGAGGGCGUUUUCUGGGAGCGGAGGUCGCGGAAAGGUAUGGAUUGGUUGUGCCGCCGUAUGAGGGCGUGGCACAAGUUGCUGAGGUACCAGUGGACGGAGAGGGGAAGCUAUGAGUAUGGCCUACUGAGAUGAUGAUGAUGAUGAUGAAUGUCAGAAUGCAAGAAGGGGAGUUGAUUUCUAAUAUUAGAGCUGGGACGGGAAGAGCACAUGAUAAUUAAGGCGUUGACAAUGUAUUUAUUUAAGAUUGAUGAGCAAUACCCCAAUCAAUGCGCAGCGACCAGGAAGGUAUUCGUUCCCAGACAUACUACCAUAACAAA
Molecule: messenger RNA, 1390 nt
Organism: Pseudovirgaria hyperparasitica
Lineage: Eukaryota; Fungi; Ascomycota; Dothideomycetes; Acrospermales; Acrospermaceae
Product: AI-BP family protein
Exons: 5
Coding region: 467-1186 (239 amino acids)
Cellular component (GO): mitochondrion
Molecular function (GO): NAD(P)HX epimerase activity
Source: RefSeq, a predicted model, not a curated record